This is a messenger RNA of Synchiropus splendidus (mandarinfish), 1399 nucleotides long. RefSeq names its product proteasome 26S subunit, non-ATPase 7 (gene psmd7). Lineage: Eukaryota; Metazoa; Chordata; Actinopteri; Syngnathiformes; Callionymidae. The record is from RefSeq and is a predicted model, not a curated record. Gene Ontology annotation, molecular function: protein binding; metallopeptidase activity. Gene Ontology annotation, biological process: proteasome-mediated ubiquitin-dependent protein catabolic process. The coding region runs from base 87 to 1067 and encodes 326 amino acids. The transcript is spliced from 8 exons. Gene Ontology annotation, cellular component: proteasome regulatory particle; proteasome complex.
CGGAAGUGACGACAGACGUGCCGGGUUACGCAGCCAGCAGGCGUUGUUUAGUGGUGGCUCCAGUGGUGUCUAUUGUCGCUGCCAAAAUGCCGGAGUUAGCGGUAGAAAACGUGGUUGUCCAUCCUCUGGUGCUGCUAAGCGUCGUCGAUCAUUUCAACAGAAUCGGAAAAGUUGGCAACCAGAAGCGAGUGGUGGGAGUUCUGCUGGGGUCAUGGCACAAGAAAGUGCUGGAUGUGUCAAACAGCUUCGCAGUGCCGUUUGAUGAGGAUGACCGGGACGACUCGGUGUGGUUCCUGGAUCAUGACUACUUGGAGAACAUGUACGGCAUGUUUAAGAAAGUCAAUGCCAGAGAAAGAAUAGUGGGUUGGUACCACACUGGACCCAAGCUGCAUAAAAAUGACAUCGCCAUCAACGAGCUCAUCAAACAGUACUGCACAAACUCUGUGUUGGUCAUCAUUGAUGUGAAGCCCAAAGACCUGGGUCUGCCCACAGAAGCCUACAUCUCUGUUGAAGAGAUCCAUGAUGAUGGCACGCCGACAUCCAAGACGUUUGAACAUGUGACCAGUGAAAUUGGCGCAGAAGAAGCAGAGGAGGUUGGAGUGGAGCACCUCCUUAGAGAUAUUAAGGACACAACUGUGGGGACGCUGUCGCAGCGCAUCACCAACCAGGUUCAUGGCUUGAAGGGACUCAACUCUAAGCUGCUGGACAUCCGCUCGUACCUGGAGAGAGUAGCAGCUGGGAAGCUUCCGAUCAACCACCAGAUCAUCUACCAGCUGCAGGACGUCUUCAACCUGCUGCCCGACGUCAACCUGCUGGAAUUUACGAAAGCCUUCUACCUGAAGACCAACGACCAGAUGCUCGUGGUCUACCUGGCCUCGCUCAUCCGCUCUGUCGUCGCCCUGCACAAUUUGAUAAACAACAAGAUCUCCAAUCGGGAUGCAGAGAAGAAAGAAGGGCAGGAGAAGGAGGAUGGCAAGAAGGAGAAGAAAGACGAGAAGGAGAAAAAAGACGAGAAGGAGAAGGACAAAGCAGAUGCUGCUAAGAAAGAUGAAAAGAAGAAGAAAUGAGUUAUUUAAAGACCAUUCUCACGUCACACAGGCCUCAUCUGGAUGUUGCUCUACUUUUGAGUCCAAGCUCACCGAGCGGUAUGUGGGUCUCGGGCUAAAAGUAGUAGCCAUCUAUAUGAGGACGGCGUCUUCUGAGAUUUGUCCUGACAAGUGGCAUCAUAAAGACUCUUACUAUCCUCCAGAGAUGAUGUUUGCUCUUGUGUGAGAUCAUGAGGUUGUUUUCGCUGUCAUGGCUCUCACACUGAGGGUGUUUUGCUACACCUGAUGUUUGCUUUUUUUGUAUGAUAAACACGUGUCAUUCAUUAAAAUUGGAGUCAUUUAAAGCGGUGUGA